AUGACUCUACACUUCAUUCUACUAAUUUGCCACAUAUUUCUGGUGGCCAAUUCAAGCGGCGCUGGGCCAAGCGGCUUCGCAGGUGCCGAACAACUAGGCAACUCAACACCGAAAGAGCCAACUAGGGGAGGUUACGAUGCGCAAAUUUUCAUGGAAUAUUUUCGUUGGCAUGGUGUCCACAACAUAAUGUUGAUUGUCUGUCCGCAGGAUGUAGGCACCAGCGAAAAGCAUCAUAAAUUGAAAUCGCUACUGCGCCAAUUUAUCGCCCAUGGCUUUUCCACACGCGUAUUCAAUGGCCAAGACUACGAUAAUGACAACGAAAGCCAUCGCAGUGCGGUGCAAGCGCAAGCCGAAGCCGAGCCAUUCAACACGACACACACCUCAACGGCUGAUUCAACAAGCGCCGCACCUGCAUUGAGCCGUGCCACGUUCGGUCCACCGCGCACAUUCCGUAGCGAUAACAACACGCGUCGCCCAUUGCGUCUGCAGCUGCCAGCACUCACCUAUAAAUCAGGUAUACUGCUGUUGGAAUUCGCCAGCGCCUGUUCACUGAAUGCGCUACGCUGGGCCGCUGCAGCCGAACACAACUAUUUCACCACAAAUCGCUUUUGGUUGCUUUUCACCGAUGAGCCGACGCAUAUUUCACUGCUCGACGAUGAGGACAUAUUUCUGCCGCCGGAUGGCGAGGUGCGUGUCAUGUUGUGGCAGCCGGGCGUGCAAUUUUUCACAUUGGUGGAUGUGUAUAAGGUAGCCGCAGACAAGCCUUUACGACGCACCUUGGUGGGUGGUCGGGAAUUGCGGGACGCAGAGGAUAUGUUGCAAGCGCUAGGUAAAUUCGGUUCGGCUAUUUCUUAUCGUCAAAAUUUGGAAGGUAUCACUUUCAAGACGGGACUUGUGAUCGCCUUUCCUGAUUUGUUUACGAAUAUCGAGGAUUUGUCGCUACGGCAUAUCGACACUAUUUCAAAAGUAAAUAAUAGGCUGACCCUUGAGUUGGCGAACAAAUUAAAUUUACGCUUCAACACGCAUCAAGUGGACAACUAUGGCUGGCAUAAACCAAAUGGCUCGUUCGAUGGACUAAUGGGACGCUUUCAACGUUACGAACUGGACUUCGCACAAAUGGCCAUUUUCAUGCGCCUCGAUCGCAUCGCCAUAGUGGAUUUUGUUGCUGAAACAUAUCGGAUACGCGCUGGCAUAAUGUUUCGCCAACCACCACUGUCGGCCGUGGCCAACAUCUUUGCCAUGCCCUUUGCCAGUGAUGUCUGGAUUGCCAUACUACUGCUUAUGAUCUUCACUAUAUGUAUAUUCAUAGUGGAGUUAGUAUAUUCGCCACAUUUGCACGAGAUGGAUAUAUUGGAUUGUGUGGUCUUCGUUUGGGGUGCGAUGUGUCAGCAGGGUUUCUACGCUAACCUACUCAAUCGCUCCGCUCGCGUCAUCAUUUUCACGACAUUUGUAUCGACACUUUUCUUGUAUACGUCAUUUUCGGCGAAUAUAGUGGCGUUGCUGCAGAGUCCUUCGGAGGCCAUACAAACUUUGAGUGAUUUAACGCAGUCCCCAUUAGAGGUUGGUGUACAAGAUACACAAUACAAUAAAAUAUACUUCAAUGAGUCCACCGAUCCCGUUACCAAUCAUUUAUAUCAUAAGAAGAUUGCACCGAAAGGUGAAAAUAUUUUCAUGCGCCCCGCAAUAGGCAUGAAGAAGAUGCGGACGGGCCUCUUCGCUUACCAAGUGGAAUUGCAAGCCGGAUAUCAGAUCAUAAGCAACACCUUUAGUGAGCCAGAAAAAUGUGGACUCAAAGAGCUGGAGCCAUUUCAGCUGCCGAUGAUUGCAGUUCCAACUCGAAAGAAUUUCCCAUACAAGGAACUCUUUCGUAGGCAGUUGCGUUGGCAACGUGAAGUGGGCUUGAUGAACCGUGAAGAGCUGAAAUGGUUUCCGCAGAAACCGAAAUGUGAGGGUGGCAUGGGUGGUUUUGUUUCGAUCGGCAUCACUGAAUGUCGCUACGCUUUGGGCAUUUUCGGUUUCGGAUUACUACUGAGUGCUUUUAGCUUCAUUCUAGAAUUGAUCGUUAAUUAUGUGUGGAAUUUAGCGAAGAAAAUACAUCGAAAUAGGAAACAACGGAAGGAAAGCAACACUGCUGAUGAGUACCGUGGUAAUUUUGUGCAUUAG
This is a messenger RNA of Bactrocera latifrons, 2163 nucleotides long. RefSeq lists its product as uncharacterized. NCBI's taxonomy places the organism in Eukaryota, Metazoa, Arthropoda, Insecta, Diptera, Tephritidae. Bases 1 to 2163 code for a protein of 720 amino acids. The transcript is spliced from 5 exons. Gene Ontology annotation, cellular component: membrane. Gene Ontology annotation, molecular function: ligand-gated monoatomic ion channel activity. The record is from RefSeq and is a predicted model, not a curated record.